UUCACGGGAAAGAUGGUCGCGAGCACCCGUGUACAGAAGCUCCUUAGACGGUAUAAACUCGCGAUCGCGGCCGGUUUAACGAUCCUGCUGAUCCAGGGGCUGGUGGUAUGGAGCCUGCGGAGUCUGGAGGAGGGAGAGGCGGAGCGGAAGCACAGGCGGUCGAAGUUGCCCGACCACAAUGGGGAGGAGCAGAAAAUGGACCAUGUGGCCUUUGACAGGCAAAAUGCCCUGUCCGGGGCGAAACACGUCCAGUGGAGGCAGCGUCAGGAUCGGCCCGCCGUGACCACCAUCAUCAGGAGGGUGUCUAGACGGAGGAGCAAGCCCUCGUUGAAGGACAAGAGCCUUGGCGGGCUGGAAGAUGGAGUGGCGGUUGAAAAAGUUGCCCAUUACGAUCCCUCAAGCAGCCGUAACUUCAGCGAGACUCAGCGAGGGGAAAUGGCCAAAAUCCAUCUAGUGGCACCUGGAGAGCCGGGCAGCGUCGAGGGUGCUCCUCAAGCCCCGAGCAGUGACUUUGUGCCCAAAUGUGAGAUCUCGGGCAAGGACGCCCUGUCUGCCCUCCAACGUGCUGGUUCACGACAGUGCAGACAGGAGAUCGCCAACAUCGUCUGCCAGCACCAAGCAGGACAGCUCAUGCCUCAGUCUCUGCCUCAGUUUUGCCCACAGCAUGUGAUCUCCAGUGCCAUCCAGCAUGCAGAUUUUUCUGACACUGACUUCUCCAAGGUGGAGAACCCGGUCAGGGUGGUUUUCGUGCUGGUGGUUCAUGGACGAGCAGUCCGACAGUUGAAACGGCUCCUAAAAGCCAUCUAUCACAAAGACCACUUUUACUACAUCCAUGUGGAUAAGCGUUCAAACUACAUGCAUCGGGAAGUGCUUCAGAUGGCGGAGCUCUACUCCAACGUGAGAGCCACGCCCUGGCGGAUGGUCACCAUCUGGGGCGGGGCCAGUCUGCUGAAGGCCUACCUGCGCAGCAUGCAUGAUCUGCUGUCCAUGUUGGACUGGAAGUGGGACUUCUUCAUCAACCUCAGUGCCACCGACUUCCCCACCAGGACCAACGAUGAGCUUGUGGCUUUUCUCUCCCAGAACCGUGACAAGAACUUCCUGAAGUCUCACGGCAGAGAGAACGCAAGGUUCAUUAAGAAGCAGGGUUUGGACCGCCUGUUCCACGAAUGUGACAACCACAUGUGGCGUCUGGGCGAGCGCAGCAUCCCUGAGGGGCUGGAGGUGUCAGGAGGCUCGGACUGGUUCUCCCUCACGCGGAAGUUUGUGGAGUAUGUGGUGAACUCGCAGGACGAGCUGGUGACGGGACUCAAGCAGUUUUACACCUACGCUCUACUGCCUGCUGAGUCUUUCUUUCACACAGUGCUGGGAAACAGCCACAUGUGUGACACUUUGGUUGACAAUAACCUGCGUGUGACCAACUGGAACCGGAAGUUGGGCUGCAAGUGCCAGUAUAAGCACAUAGUGGACUGGUGUGGCUGUUCGCCCAAUGACUUCAAACCCUCAGAACUCAUCAGAAUACAGCAACUAACGCGGCCUACGUUCUUCGCUCGUAAGUUUGAGUCCACUGUGAAUCAAGAGGCUAUUGAGAUCCUGGACAAUCAUCUGUAUGGGCAGUACCCGCCAGGCACGGUGGCACUGAAAGCAUACUGGGAGAGCCUGUUCGAACAGGCUGAUGGGGUCUCAUCCCUCAAUGAUGUGGCCCUCACGGCAUACUCCUCCUUCUUUAGACUGGGCCUCCAUAGGCCGGAGACCACUCAAAGCAGUCCUGAGGCUUGCAGGUUUGAACCCAUUGGCUACCCCAUCUUGGUCCACCUGUAUUUUUAUGAUGACCGAUUCCAGGGUUACCUGGUCAGGCAGGAGGUGCAGAAUGCGGUGACCAGGUCCCGUGAGAUGCUGGAGGUGUGGGCUGUUCCUCAAGCAACACUGCAGCUGGAACACAACCUUCAUGAGUUUGAGCGACUCAAACACCUUGAGGUUGGAACUGAGUGGGAUCCAAAGGAGCGGAUCUUCCGUAACUUUGGGGGUGUGAUGGGACCUCUAGAUGAGCCGGUGGCAGUUCAGAAGUGGGUUCGUGGGCCCAACCUGACAGCCACUAUUGUGUGGAUUGAUCCAGCACAAAUAGUUGCAGCCUCCUAUGACAUCAGCAUAGACAUUGAGGCAGAGUUCACGCAAUACAAGCCGCCCCUACAGCGCCCCCUCAGGCCUGGAGUGUGGACGGUGCGUGUGCUGCGGUUGUGGGAGCGUGUGGCAGAAGCUCGCUUUCUGGUCAUGCCUCUGGCCUUCAAGGGACGUGAGCCCCUGCGCACAGAAGACCAUGGCUGGGUGCAUGCGGGUCCUCCAGGUAACGUGUACUUGGAGCAAAGCUUCCAGCAGCUCACCCACGUGUUGAAGCUGCCGCCCAGCGAGCCCGCCCUGCAGGAGGCGCAGAAGAAGACCUCCCUGGUGGGGAAGCCGCUGGAGGCCUGGGUGGACAGCUCUGUGGGGGCUUUCUGGGUCACUGGAGAUAUUUGCUCUGAGCAGACCUCCUCCUGUCCCUCCAUUGGACUCUGCACCAAGACCUCUUGGAGCUCCUUGUCUCCUGACCCCAAAUCAGAACUGGGGCCAGUCAAAAGUGGCGGUCGUAUUAGGUAGCCUUACAAGCUCGGAUAAAUGGAGCAGAGCAGCGAAGGCCCUGAAGAACAGUCCGCAAGAGUGAUGUUUACGAGUCGUGGUCUUUGAGACCAUCCCAUUACUAGUUGAGGCACCUCCUAUCGAGGGUUUGAAACUGGUUGAGGGUGAAUUUAUGAGAGAAAACGUUUGAAUUUGCACAAAAAGACUGCCAGACGUGGAUAUGUACGAGUCUUGCUUUUAUAAAUCAAUGUUCAGAUGUCACCUAAAUACGUUGUUACAAGGUUCGGAGUCUUAGCACAUAGUUUACGGCGUGGGUUAUUUUACAAAGACCCAAAUCUCAACAAUUUUACAUUUUUAUUCUUUGUUAGAAGAAAGAAAAA
Rhinichthys klamathensis goyatoka is the source of this 2990-nucleotide messenger RNA. RefSeq names its product xylosyltransferase II (gene xylt2). Gene Ontology annotation, biological process: heparan sulfate proteoglycan biosynthetic process; chondroitin sulfate proteoglycan biosynthetic process. The record is from RefSeq and is a predicted model, not a curated record. Gene Ontology annotation, cellular component: membrane. Gene Ontology annotation, molecular function: protein xylosyltransferase activity. Lineage: Eukaryota; Metazoa; Chordata; Actinopteri; Cypriniformes; Leuciscidae. The transcript is spliced from 11 exons. Bases 13 to 2631 code for a protein of 872 amino acids.